Penicillium lagena is the source of this 1173-nucleotide messenger RNA. Its product is annotated as serine hydrolase domain-containing protein. The record is from RefSeq and is a predicted model, not a curated record. Lineage: Eukaryota; Fungi; Ascomycota; Eurotiomycetes; Eurotiales; Aspergillaceae. The transcript has a single exon. The coding region runs from base 1 to 1173 and encodes 390 amino acids.
AUGGCUGAGCUGCACGGUUCCUGUCAUCCUGCUUUCAACUCAGUGCGAGACCUUUUGCAGCAAAAGAUUGCUGAUGGUGGUGAAGCGGGUGCUUCCCUAUGUAUCAAUAUCGACGGCCAAGAUGUCGUAGAUCUCUGGGGUGGCUAUGCAGAUGCAAGCUCGAGCAAGCCGUGGGAAAAAGACACUAUCACUGGAAUUUGGUCCUCCACCAAGAUUCUCACUAUCCUGGCCGCUCACAUCCUUGUUGAUCGGGGUCUUUUGGAUGUCAAUGAGCCAGUGGCGAAAUAUUGGCCUGAAUUCGCAGCAAACGGCAAAGAGAAUGUUAAGGUCUCCCAUAUUCUAAGCCAUACCUCUGGAGUUGUUGCCUUUGAUGGGGGAAUUACUAUUGAAGAAAUGCAAGAUGAGCAAAAAGCAGCUCAGCGCCUUGCUGAACAAGCUCCUUGGUUUACUCCAGGAUCGCAGAGCGCAUACCAAUACACCAACUAUGGUCUUCUGGUGGGUACGAUUGUCCAUCGGAUCACAGGAAAGUCCCUGGCCCAGUUCAUCAGCGAGGAGAUCACUACACCUUUAGGGGCUGACUUCCAGCUUGGUGUCUCCGAGAAAGAUGAGGCUAGGACUGCUGAUACCAUCCCGUUCCCACCGGAUGCUAUUCCUUCUGCAGAGGGCCUUGAUCCUACCACUAGUAUCCUACUUCGGUCUCUCAUAGGAUCUUUGAUGGAUGCUUCAACUCCCAACAACCCUAUAUUCCGAAAGUCUCAGAAUGGGGCUAUGGGGGGAUUUUCCAAUGCACGUGCCCUAGCAUCUGUCGGUUCUAUUGUUGCUCUUGACGGUACCGUCAAUGAUAGACAGUAUCUUACUUCCCACACUAUUGAUGAGAUGUUAAAGGAACAAAUCAGAUCAGCUGAUCCAAACAUCAUGACGAACUCACGCUUCGCCCUCGGCCUUUCACUGCCAGCUACCGACGGCGUGUUGCCUUAUAUUCCUGACGAGGAUGGAAUUUGCUUCUGGGGUGGUUUUGGUGGAUCUGCCGUCGUCAUGGAUCGCAGCCGGAGAAUGACUAUAUCAUACAUCAUGAACAAGAUGGAAUUUCGGGUGGUUGGUAAUUCUCGGUUUGAUGUCUAUUUCCCCGAGAUUUACAAGGCUUUUGAGAAGUACAACAAGCCUUCACCGUAG